AUGGCCACCAACAUCACCUUCCACCCUGGAGCCGUCACCCUCGACGAGCGCGCCGACCUCCUCGGCCAGCGCGGCGCGACUAUUUGGUUCACUGGCCUCUCCGCCUCGGGCAAGAGCACGAUCGCAACUGCACUCGAGCAGGCGCUCCUCCACCGCAGCCUCCACUCGUUCCGCCUCGAUGGCGACAACAUCCGUUUCGGGCUGAACAAGGACCUCGGGUUCGACCCCCAGAGUCGCGUUGAGAACAUCCGCCGCAUCGGAGAGGUCUCGCUGCUCUUUGCGUCUUCAUCCUCCCUCGCCCUUACCGCCUUCAUCUCUCCAUACACCGCCGACCGUGACCUCGCCCGCUCGCUCCACGCAAAGCACAACCCCCCUCUGCAGUUCAUCGAGGUCUUUGUCGACGCACCCCUCAGCGUCGUCGAGCAGCGCGACCCCAAGGGAUUGUAUGCCAAGGCUCGCGCAGGUGAGAUCAAGGAGUUUACUGGCAUCUCGGCCCCAUACGAGGCACCUCCCAACCCCGAGAUCCACAUCAAGACGGAUGAGGUCGACGUCACGGGAGCCGUCGCCAUUGUCAUCAAGUAUCUCGAGGACAACGGCAUUAUCAAGGCGUAG
Messenger RNA from Cutaneotrichosporon cavernicola, 612 nucleotides. RefSeq lists its product as uncharacterized. The record is from RefSeq and is a predicted model, not a curated record. Gene Ontology annotation, molecular function: ATP binding; adenylylsulfate kinase activity. Gene Ontology annotation, biological process: sulfate assimilation. Lineage: Eukaryota; Fungi; Basidiomycota; Tremellomycetes; Trichosporonales; Trichosporonaceae. The transcript is spliced from 3 exons. The coding region runs from base 1 to 612 and encodes 203 amino acids.